Messenger RNA from Cetraspora pellucida, 392 nucleotides. NCBI's taxonomy places the organism in Eukaryota, Fungi, Glomeromycota, Glomeromycetes, Diversisporales, Gigasporaceae. The record is from the annotation of a GenBank genome assembly.
AUGUCUCAAACUCUCCAUGCUUAUAGAUUAACAAAAUAUGUCUAUGUUCAAAAUCAAGAAGUAAUGACAUAUAAAGACUCUGAUGAAAGUAUGACAUGUAAUGCUGUUAGAGCAUUACAACAGGCAAAAGAACAAAAUAAUACAGCUAUGUCUGUUGUUUCAUCAAACUCUAGAGCUUCAAACAUAUCAGAAUCGAUACUUACCAAUCAUAUAUCUGAAAUUUCGAGCUCAUCUUAUUUACAUAUAUGGGGUGCUGAGAAUGUUAGCAAUCAAAGACAAAGAACUUUUGAUGUAUUAAACAUAAUUAAUACUUUUUUGGCACAUGCUAGUAGUCAGAACCUUAAUGUGGUGGCGAUGGUUAUAGAUAGCACUUCAGCAUAUGCUUCUGCACA